AUCAACGGUUGAUAUCAAUUCAAACAACAACCACCUUCUCUUAAACCCCUUUUCCAAAACCUCGCUAGGGUUUAAGCAGAAGAGAAAAUCACCGAGAACAAAUUCAAGGUUGCAGAAAUGGCUUUCUUUGGAAGAAUUGGGAAUAUAAUAAGGAAUGCGGCGAAUGCAAAGAUCAGUUCUGAGAUUAAGCUACGUUCUUUUCCAUCUGUUUUCCAAGCUAUUCGGUGUUUUUCGAGUGUUCCGUCUACAAAGCUGUUUGUAGGAGGUGUUUCAUAUUCUACUGAUGAACAAAGUUUGAGGGAAGUUUUUGCAAGAUAUGGGGAAGUUGUCGAUGUGAGGAUCAUUAUGGAUCGUGAAACUGGUAGGUCCAAAGGAUUUGGCUUUAUUACUUACAAUACAGUUGAGGAGGCAUCAAGUGCCCUUCAAGCUUUGGAUGGACAGGAUUUACAUGGUCGCCGGGUUGGUGUAAAUUUUGCCAACGAAAGAGCCCGUGGAGGGUAUGGCGGCGGUGAUGGUGGUUUUGGUGGAUCUUAUGGAAAUACUUCCUAUGGUGGUGGAGGUGGUGUUGGAUAUCAAGGUGGUUAUGGUAACUCUCCAUAUGGUGCUGCUCCAAGCGGUGGUGGGUAUGGUGAUGCUGGUGGUAAUGUCACUGGAGGUUAUGGAAGCACUUACAAUGAUGGAACUACUAGUGGAGGUUAUGGUGGCAACAAUGCGAAUUAUGGUGCUCCUGUGAGUGGUGGUGAAAGCAAUACACUUAACUAUGGCAGUGCUCCCGCUGUUGGUGGUUAUGGCGGUGGUAACAAUGGGAAUUAUGGAGCUGCUGAUACUGUUAACUAUGGUAGUGCUCCUGGUGCUGGUGGUUAUGGUGGUGACAAUGCAAGUUACGGUGGUGGAGAAAGCAAUUCUGUUAACUAUGGUAGUGCUCCUGGUGUUGGUGGUUAUGGCAGUGGUAGUGCAAAUUAUGGUGCUGCUGUAGGUGGCGUGGAAAGCAAUUCUGUUAACUAUGGUUCUCCUCCUGUUGAUGGUGGUUAUGGUGCUUCUUCUGUCGCUGCUGCCGGUACGAGCAAUGGUUUCACUGGUAGUCAAUACCCUGGAAAUGCAACAGGGUAUGGCAGUGGCAGUUUAGGUACUGGGAGCAGCUUUGCUGGUGGAUAUGGCGAAAGUGGUCAAGAAAAUUUCAGGAAUGAUGAUCAUGAAGCAGAUGCUUUUGCUAAAAGGGCUUGAUGGAGCCUUGAAAUGUCUUGGGUGUUUACCAAUAUUAGGUGGACUUGUUCCUGAUAUUAUUUUCUAGCUUGUAUAAUCAAAAAGAAACGAAACUACUAUUCUGCGUCUCUUUGCUUUGUCAUGAGUCAGGAAUCUAAAUUUUGUUGCAUGUUUUGAUUAGUUGAGAUCUUCACUAGGAGUUUGAGUCUCAUUGACACUGCUUUAAACAUUGUGUGGGUUUAUAUACUGUUAGAAACUGGUAUAUAUCAUUCAGAGAAUUAAUGAAUUAACACUGAACUUUCA
Molecule: messenger RNA, 1506 nt
Organism: Vicia villosa (hairy vetch)
Lineage: Eukaryota; Viridiplantae; Streptophyta; Magnoliopsida; Fabales; Fabaceae
Product: glycine-rich RNA-binding protein 3, mitochondrial-like
Exons: 5
Coding region: 118-1224 (368 amino acids)
Molecular function (GO): RNA binding
Source: RefSeq, a predicted model, not a curated record